GACUCCACUCCGUCUAGACGCUCGAGUUGUGGCAGUGACGUACGCCCUGGCCGAGGCCUGCAACGCGCUAUUUCUCGUCUCCAGCCAGUUUCCGGGUCUGGCGGCCGGGUCGUCUGCCCCGAAACCCAGCGGCCAGGGUUCGCCGGGGACGAUGACCUCUUCGGGUCUGGUCUUGUCCCAGUCUCCGGUCUCGUCGUCAUUGCCUCACGCGGUCGGGCUGCCCGAUCUCGCUUCUGCAUUGAUGCUGCAUCUCAGUCCUGGAAGCACGAAAAUUGUACCUUCUUCACAGCCGCCCCUGCAGACGUCAGGGCCAGGCCAUCCUGGUCUGGUGUCCGGGGCUGUGCCCCCACCCCACAGUCUGGCCGGAGCCCAGUCGUCCGCGAGUGCGGCCAUGCUUUGGUCCACUCUUCGCGCAUCCUUCACCUUCUCCUCGUCGGUCGCAUCUGCCGCUGGUCUGGGCGGUUUGGGCAGUCGGUCUUGGCAGACAAUUCUCACUCGUCAGCUCCUUCUCGACUGGGACAUGUGGGCCACUGUACCGCCUGUCGUCGGGCUGGAGCACUCACGCCGCCUGCUAUCGGCCGUCCGGCACAACCGGCGCUUCUUCCGCUCCCUCAUCCGCGUCGGGAGAGUUUUCACUGUCGUUGAAUUGAACUAUUGGUAG
Messenger RNA from Protopolystoma xenopodis, 661 nucleotides. NCBI's taxonomy places the organism in Eukaryota, Metazoa, Platyhelminthes, Monogenea, Polystomatidea, Polystomatidae. The record is from the annotation of a GenBank genome assembly.